This is a messenger RNA of Adineta ricciae, 624 nucleotides long. The record is from the annotation of a GenBank genome assembly. NCBI's taxonomy places the organism in Eukaryota, Metazoa, Rotifera, Eurotatoria, Adinetida, Adinetidae.
AUGUUUCAAUUAAUUCUUUUAACAUGUUUAUUCCCAUUGUGUAUCGGUAAUAGUAUUCAUGGUCAAAUUCUUUUGGAUGGCGAUGCGAAUAAAUCGGUGCGUGUUUCAUCAGGUUCAACAACGACCAUUUCUCUUCAAGACACGUCACUGGCUGAUGCAGGAGCAGUGAUGAUCAAACAGAUGCAAGUAGAGAAUGUAUUUGCACUUCCGUUUGCAUUUGAAAUGGAAAUACCCGAUGAUCUCUCGUCACACAAUACGUAUACACUGUCCGUUCGAAUUACCAAAGGCGUCAAUCUUUUGUAUAUUAACGAUCAGCAGAUCCGAGUAAACGUCAACAGCAAAAAUCCAAUCACACAGGACAUCCCUGUUGUUCGUGUUAGCCAAGAUGAAAUUAAUGCUGCUGAGAAAGUAAUCUCCAAUGACGAUGCAAAACAGACAUCCUGGCCAGAAAUGGUCGGCAAAGAAGGUUCGUAUGCUGUUCAAUAUAUAAAAGAAAAAACCGGUCUAACGAAUGUUUUUACAAUUAGACAAAACUCAGCAAUGACAAUGGAUUAUCGCCAAGAUCGUGUACGUAUUCCUGUUGAUGAUAAUGGAAUUGUCAGUGCAACGCCAAUCAUCGCAUAA